Ilex paraguariensis (yerba mate) is the source of this 441-nucleotide messenger RNA. Lineage: Eukaryota; Viridiplantae; Streptophyta; Magnoliopsida; Aquifoliales; Aquifoliaceae. The record is from the annotation of a GenBank genome assembly.
AUGGUUGUGCUGCCAUAUUUUAAGUCAAAAUUGCAUUCCAUUUACAAUAAAGAAAGAGAAGCUACACUUCAAGCAAGUUUAUGGGGUCAUGGUGAUGAGAGAUAUGAUGAUACUGAUUAUGUUGAGGGAGGUGGUAAUUCUUUUGCUUCAACAAGCAAUUUGGAUGCCGAAGCAACAGCCAGAACACAUUUAACAAAGAGAAUUCAGAAGAUUAUAGGUGCUUCCUACCCAUGGCUCCAUGCUGGAAAUGAAGGAUUAUCAUUUGCUUAUCAGCUGCUAUAUUUGUUGGAUGCUACUGGAUUCUAUUCCAUAGGAUUGCAUGCACUUGGGAUUCAUGUCUGUCGAGCUACGGGGCAGGAGCUGAUGGAUACUACUUCUAGAAUUUCCAUGAUAAGAAGUCGUGAACGUGAUAGACUCCGGGGUCCCCCAUGGCUGAAGUAG